AUGGAUUGCGGAAGAGACUCAGCAUAUGAUUCCAGCUCACGAACUCUGCUCCGAUCAACAGACUUGUCGGGCAAAACUCCUUCGGUUUUCCAUAGCACUUUGAUCUCCUCCAGAACGCUUUCCAAAGUUUCCAGGAACCUGCUGGUCUGUCUCCAUUGGGAUGAGGCCACAAUCGACACGGAGUCUUCUUUGAUGAUGUAUCCGAUUCCAAAACCCGAUGGAAUUGCCGGAGUCACUCCAAAUAGAUGCAAUGCUGGGUUGCCGCAGUUGGCUGCCAGGAUCUCUGGCUUGUACAGCAGAUCCAAGGCCGGCUCAAACAAAAAUGGCGGAAUCUCGUAG
Ogataea philodendri is the source of this 339-nucleotide messenger RNA. RefSeq lists its product as uncharacterized. NCBI's taxonomy places the organism in Eukaryota, Fungi, Ascomycota, Pichiomycetes, Pichiales, Pichiaceae. The record is from RefSeq and is a predicted model, not a curated record. The coding region runs from base 1 to 339 and encodes 112 amino acids. The transcript has a single exon.